AUGAAGAAGCAAAACGUUCGCACCUUAUCUCUAAUCGUUUGCACCUUUACAUACUUGCUCAUCGGCGCUGCAGUUUUCGACGCCCUGGAGUCUAAAACGGAAAACCAAAGGAAAAUCAUUCUACAAGAAAUCCAAGCUAUAGUCAGAAGAAAGUAUAACAUAAGCGACGAGGAUUUCCGAAUAAUGGAGACCAUCGUGCUGAAAUCGGAGCCGCACAGGGCUGGUCAGCAGUGGAAGUUCACGGGAGCAUUUUAUUAUGCGACGACCGUUUUAACCACGAUAGGUUACGGUCAUUCCACUCCUAGCACUAUUUCCGGAAAGUUGUUUACCAUGUUCUACGCCAUGAUAGGAAUCCCUUUGGGCCUGGUAAUGUUUCAAAGCAUCGGAGAAAGGGUUAAUAGGCUAAGCAGCGUAAUCAUCCGUUCCGUGAAGUCUUCCUUACAUUGUCGGCAGACGACGGCUUCUGAAUUGGAUCUCAUAUGUGUCGUCACAUUUUUGAGUUCGCUGACGAUAGCUGGAGGAGCCGCUGCUUUUUCCAGAUAUGAGGGUUGGAGUUACUUCGACUCAGUUUAUUAUUGUUUUAUCACUCUUACCACCAUCGGAUUUGGCGACAUGGUGGCGCUCCAGAAAGAUAAUGCUCUAAGCCAGAAACCAGAGUAUGUUAUGUUUGCCCUCAUUUUCAUUUUGUUCGGCUUAGCAAUUGUAGCAGCUUCAUUGAACUUGUUAGUUCUUCGGUUUGUGACGAUGAACACCGAAGACGAAAGACGGGAUGAAGCACAGGCCAUGCAGGCCCUUGCGGGAGCUGUAAGGUUAGAGGGAGACGUUAUAACAGCUAACGGCUCCAUCCUGAGUGGUCAAUUAGGACAUCAUUGUACAGAAACAACGUCGUUAGAUCCCGAUGAUACCUCCGUGUGUUCUUGUCCCUGCGGAUGCUUACCAACAAACAGUAGGCAUAGAUUUACAGUUCGAAGAUCGCCGACGCAAAUUAGACAUCUACUUCCUGUGUUGCCAAUGCACGAACUUCAUCUGCCUCAUGGGCCUGUUUUGCCCACGCCCGCAAUUUACCCAAAUCACAGAGCUUCAAUAUGAUCACUUCUAUGGAUUCGAGCCUACAUUAAUCAAUGUGAUAACGAUAAAUGAACUUACAUAUUACUCGUUAGUGAACGGUACCACUGAUUAGAUAUUUCUAUCAUAGGCUGAGUGAAAACGAUUUUUAAAACAAUGUCCAAUUAUUAUUAUAAUACAUUCUCAGGACAUCGGAGACCGAAUUUUUCAACU
Molecule: messenger RNA, 1278 nt
Organism: Anoplophora glabripennis (Asian longhorned beetle)
Lineage: Eukaryota; Metazoa; Arthropoda; Insecta; Coleoptera; Cerambycidae
Gene: Task6
Product: two pore potassium channel protein sup-9
Exons: 7
Coding region: 1-1089 (362 amino acids)
Biological process (GO): potassium ion transmembrane transport; stabilization of membrane potential
Cellular component (GO): membrane
Molecular function (GO): potassium ion leak channel activity
Source: RefSeq, a predicted model, not a curated record